AUGGCCGACUUCGAUGAGACUUCCAUCGAUGAGGAAUUCUACGAGGAGGCCGAUGAGGGCAUCACCUCGGAGGAUUGCUGGACAGUAAUUCAAUCCUUCUUUGAUGCGAAGGGUCUCGUCUCCCAACAGCUGGACUCGUUCGAUGAAUUCAUUUCAUCAACUAUGCAAGAGCUUGUUGAGGAGCAAGGCCAGGUAGUUCUCGAUCAAACUCUCCCGCCUUCCGACGAUGAGAUUAAUCCCGUUGUUGUGCGCCGCUACGAGCUCAAAUAUGGAACUGUCAUGCUUUCGCGCCCCUCGGUAACUGAAGGCGAUGGUGCGACUACGAUCAUGCUGCCGCAAGAAGCCCGUCUGCGAAACCUCACAUAUGCGUCCCCACUCUACCUCGGCGUUACAAAGAAGAUCCAGGAAGCCCGCGAGAUCACGGGCAAGCCCCACGACGAUGACGAUAACGAGGACGAUGGCGAACAGAAACCCAAGGGCUCAUACCUCGAGUGGACGACAAAGGAACUGCCGCAGGAGCAGAUGAAGGAGGAGACGGUGUUCAUUGGAAAGAUGCCCAUUAUGCUGAAGUCGAAAUACUGCAUUCUCAAGGAUCUGAACGAGGCUUCCCUCUAUGCCUGGAAUGAGUGCCCCUACGACUGUGGUGGUUAUUUCGUCAUCAACGGCAGUGAGAAGGUCUUGAUCGCGCAGGAGCGCAGUGCUGGCAACAUCGUUCAAGUUUUCAAGAAGGCUCCUCCGAGUCCGACACCCUACAUUGCUGAGAUCCGUAGUGCAGUCGAGAAGGGCUCGCGCAUGCUUUCCUCGCUUACUCUCAAGCUUUUCGCCAAAGGUGACAGUGCCAAGGGAGGAUUUGGCCCGACCAUUCGCUCCACUCUUCCUUACGUCAAGGCCGAUAUUCCCAUUGUCGUCGUUUUCCGUGCGCUCGGAGUCGUUUCCGACGAAGAUAUCCUCAACCACAUUUGUUAUGACCGCAACGAUACCCCGAUGCUCGAGAUGUUGAAGCCCUGUAUCGAGGAGGGCUUUGUCAUCCAGGACCGUGAAGUCGCUCUGGAUUUCAUUGCUAAGCGUGGCUCAUCACAAACCAACCUGAACCAUGACCGUCGUGUGCGCUACGCCCGGGACAUCAUGCAAAAGGAACUACUGCCCCACAUCUCGCAGAGUGAGGGAAGUGAGACCCGCAAGGCCUUCUUCCUUGGCUACAUGGUGCAUCGACUUCUUCAGUGUGCCCUGGGUCGUCGUGAUGUCGACGAUCGUGAUCACUUCGGUAAGAAGCGACUUGACUUGGCUGGCCCGCUUUUGGCUAGUUUGUUCCGGACUCUGUUCGCCCGCGUCACCAAAGAUCUCCAGCGUUAUGUGCAGCGAUGCGUCGAGACCAAUCGCGAGAUUUACCUCAACAUCGGUAUCAAGGCCAGCACACUGACCGGUGGUCUGAAAUAUGCUCUUGCCACUGGUAACUGGGGCGAGCAAAAGAAGGCGGCUUCGGCUAAGGCUGGUGUGUCCCAGGUGCUGAGUCGUUAUACUUUCGCCUCGUCCUUGUCUCACCUUCGUCGGACGAACACACCAAUUGGCAGAGAUGGAAAGAUCGCAAAGCCUCGCCAGCUCCACAAUACCCAUUGGGGUCUGGUCUGCCCGGCUGAGACUCCUGAAGGUCAAGCUUGUGGCCUGGUCAAGAAUUUGGCAUUGAUGUGUUACAUUACAGUCGGUACACCUGCCGAACCCAUCGUGGACUUCAUGAUUCAGCGCAACAUGGAAGUCCUUGAGGAAUUUGAACCCCAAGUGACCCCCAAUGCAACCAAGGUGUUUGUCAACGGUGUCUGGGUGGGUAUCCAUCGGGACCCGUCGCAUCUUGUUGCCACAAUGCAAAAUCUACGUCGGCGCAAUAUGAUCUCCCAUGAAGUCAGUUUGAUUCGUGACAUUCGUGAGCGGGAAUUCAAGAUCUUCACCGAUACGGGACGUGUUUGCCGCCCGCUCUUCGUGAUUGACAAUGAUCCAAAGAGUGAGAACUCGGGUGGAUUGGUCCUCAACAAGGAACACAUUCGGAAAUUGGAGGCCGACAAAGACUUGCCUGUGGACAUGGCCCCUGAAGAACGUCGCGACCAAUACUUCGGAUGGGAUGGUCUAGUGCGGUCUGGUGCAGUUGAGUACGUUGACGCAGAAGAAGAGGAGACAAUCAUGAUUGUCAUGACACCGGAAGAUCUCGAGAUUUCACGACAGCUUCAAGCUGGUUACGCCAUGCCAGAAGAUGAGACUGCAGAUCCCAACAAGCGUGUGCGGUCGGUUCUCAGCCAGCGCGCCCACACCUGGACACACUGCGAAAUUCACCCGAGUAUGAUCCUGGGUGUCUGCGCCAGUAUCAUUCCCUUCCCUGAUCACAAUCAAUCGCCGCGUAACACAUAUCAGUCUGCCAUGGGUAAACAAGCUAUGGGUGUUUUCCUGACGAACUUCUCCCAGCGCAUGGAGACCAUGGCCAAUAUUCUCUAUUACCCACAGAAGCCAUUGGCCACCACCCGGUCAAUGGAGUUCUUGCGAUUCAGAGAGUUGCCCGCCGGGCAGAACGCCAUUGUCGCAAUUGCAACAUACUCGGGUUACAACCAGGAAGAUUCCGUUAUUAUGAAUCAAAGCAGUAUUGAUCGCGGUUUGUUCCGCAGUCUCUUCUACCGUACCUAUGCGGACACGGAGAAGAUGGUGGGUCUCCAAGUCGUGGAGAAAUUUGAGAAGCCUAUGCGGCUGGACACCCUUGGCAUGCGCAAGGGUACUUAUGACAAAUUGGAUGAAGACGGUAUUGUCGCUCCUGGCGUGCGUGUUUCCGGAGAGGACAUUAUCAUCGGCAAGACGGCUCCGCUGGCCGCCGAUGCCGAAGAGCUCGGCCAGCGCACCAAGGCACACACAAAGAUUGACGUUUCGACGCCACUGCGUAGUACCGAGAACGGUAUCGUUGACCAAGUGCUCAUUUCCACUGGUAACGAUGACCUGAAGUUCGUCAAGGUCCGCAUGCGUACAACCAAGAUUCCCCAGAUUGGUGACAAGUUCGCCUCUCGUCACGGACAGAAGGGUACAAUUGGUAUCACUUACCGACAGGAGGACAUGCCCUUCACUCGCGAAGGUGUUGUGCCCGAUUUGAUUAUCAACCCCCAUGCUAUUCCCUCUCGAAUGACCAUUGCCCACUUGAUCGAGUGUCAGCUCAGCAAGGUUUCUGCGCUUCGCGGAUUCGAGGGUGAUGCUACUCCCUUCACCGACGUCACUGUCGACUCAGUUUCUCGUCUGCUGCGCGAGCACGGCUACCAGUCGCGUGGCUUCGAGGUCAUGUACAAUGGUCACACCGGACGCAAAAUGGUGGCACAGGUUUUCUUGGGACCGACCUACUACCAGCGUCUGCGCCACAUGGUCGACGACAAGAUCCACGCUCGUGCCCGUGGUCCCACUCAGAUUCUGACUCGCCAGCCCGUAGAGGGUCGUGCUCGUGAUGGUGGUCUCCGUUUCGGAGAGAUGGAACGCGAUUGUAUGAUCGCGCAUGGUGCUAGUGCUUUCUUGAAGGAACGUCUCUUCGACGUUUCUGAUCCUUUCCGUGUUCAUAUUUGCGAUGAUUGUGGCCUCAUGACUCCCGUUGCCAAGCUCAAGAAGGGUCUCUUCGAGUGUCGUCUCUGCAACAACAAGCACCGUAUCUCGCAGGUGCAUAUCCCCUACGCCGCCAAGCUGUUGUUCCAAGAGCUGGCCUCAAUGAACAUCGCCGCUCGGAUGUUCACCGAUCGUUCUGGGGUUUCGGUUCGUUAA
This is a messenger RNA of Penicillium bovifimosum, 3771 nucleotides long. Its product is annotated as DNA-directed RNA polymerase II subunit RPB2. Gene Ontology annotation, cellular component: RNA polymerase II, core complex. The record is from RefSeq and is a predicted model, not a curated record. Gene Ontology annotation, molecular function: DNA binding; DNA-directed RNA polymerase activity; ribonucleoside binding. Bases 1 to 3771 code for a protein of 1256 amino acids. Gene Ontology annotation, biological process: DNA-templated transcription. Lineage: Eukaryota; Fungi; Ascomycota; Eurotiomycetes; Eurotiales; Aspergillaceae. The transcript has 2 exons.